Neoarius graeffei (lesser salmon catfish) is the source of this 2587-nucleotide messenger RNA. RefSeq names its product zinc finger CCCH-type containing 14 (gene zc3h14). Gene Ontology annotation, biological process: regulation of mRNA stability. The coding region runs from base 356 to 2389 and encodes 677 amino acids. NCBI's taxonomy places the organism in Eukaryota, Metazoa, Chordata, Actinopteri, Siluriformes, Ariidae. The record is from RefSeq and is a predicted model, not a curated record. The transcript is spliced from 18 exons. Gene Ontology annotation, molecular function: metal ion binding; poly(A) binding. Gene Ontology annotation, cellular component: nucleus; cytoplasm.
AUAUUUACGAGAAACCGGAAACCACUUUCGAUUUUAAACGAGUUCUUUUUCACCGAGGGCGAGAAACGAAACAAAAAAACAAACAGCAACGUUCUUUAAAACUUGUAAACAAACCACGAUAAGAAAUCACCAGCGCCACCCAGCGUUCUGGAGGAUACUGGUUAAAGACGUGCGCAUGCGCAAUGUGUCAAAGCGAGUGUGCGCGCGUGCGUAGUAUUGACGCCUCAGAAAUAGCUAGCAACAGAGGACUCGGUUCAGAAGUGUCACACAGGAAAAAAAAAAAAACACCAAACAAUUCACAAUUUAAAACAGUUAAUGUGGUAAUUUCGAGGUCACGGAGUUCGACAGGCAAAAUAUGGAAAUCGGGACGGAGAUCAGCAAAAAAAUACGGGCGGCAAUUAAAGGGAAGCUUCAGGAGUUGGGGGCAUAUGUGGACGAGGAGCUUCCUGAUUACAUCAUGGUGAUGGUGGCCAAUAAGAAGAACGCUCAGCAAAUGGCUGACGAUCUCUCGCUGUUUCUGGGCAACAACACCAUCAAGUUCACCGUGUGGUUACAUGGAGUGCUGGAGAAGCUCCGAUCAGCUGCAGUAGAACCCGCCUCUAUCCGCACUAAACAACUCCCGUCUGAUACCAGCACAUCCAGUCGGGAAGAGCACAAAGGGGAGGAGUCUCGAGCUCUCACUGUGUCCAGCUCGCGCUCUGAUAGGUUAGAAGGACGGGUGUCUAGCUCCGCCCACGAGCACCAUGGCAGGAGAGCAUCCUCUGACCGCUCGUCCUCCAGACUGACCUCCGCAGUAAAGCCUCUGCUCGAACACUCCACUGAAGCCAUCAUCGACAUCAAACCUGAUCUGGAGGACGAUGACCUCAUUACCAAUGACCCCAGAUUCACCACUUCUGGGAAGCCCCACCCCUUAACCAGCCGUUCAUCCGAUCGGAGUUCGGGAAGAGCUGAGGAGAGUUACAGGUCGUCUGAGGUCAUGAGAGGUCAGGAAAGGUCGAGCUCUGUUUAUGGGCGGAGCUACAGAGAAGGUAGCAGUAAGCAGGAAGAAUUUUCACGGAAAAGGAAAGCUCCCAUGGCGAGCUCUGUGGUUCGGAUUCAGAAAGGUCAGGAGCAACUUUAUGAGAGCGACGAGGACGAGGAGGAUGAGGAAGAUUACGGCGUGCCGAGUCGAGUUUCUCUGCCACCGAAACCAGAGCGCAAACCAUCUCUGCCUCCAGCAAAACAGGCCAACAAGAAUUUAAUCCUGAAGGCUAUUUCUGAGGCUCAGGACUCCAUCAGCAAGACCACAGCUGCGUACACCAUCCCUCAGCGACAGACCGUUCCUGUGGCGCCACGAACGCGAUCAGCGAGUGAUGACCUGAACAGAGCCGCCAUCCGAUUGGUCCAAGAGCACCUGCACGAGCUCCUCCCACAGGAAGCGCAACACACCCGCCCAAAUAUCCCUUCUCGCUCUCUGGCCUCACGACUGCAGCAGGAUCUGCCAGAUGAUGGGAGCAGAGAGCAGCAGUUUGAGUUGCACCUGUUGGAGACGGCGAGACUGAAGGCUCUGGACACUCGCUCCUUCAUCGUCAGGAAACCAGAGCUGGAACAGAAUCCACCAAUCAGGAGCAGGCUGGAAGUUGUUGAUCAGGAGGAGGCCCCGCCCACCACUCCACGCACAGUGCAGGCCAGAGAAAGAUCCGAGUGCAGUCCAAAGUUCAUCGUGACGUUAGACGGGGUGCCGAGUCCUCUCGCCAGUCUCACUGAACACGACAUGGACACUGACCACACCCCCAUGACCUUGGACCCCUCAGCCGAGCACAGGACAAAACCAGUGCACCUCAGCAUGACCUCUGACCUCUCGUAUGAUGAUGAAGGGAUGAUGAUGGAGGGAGAGGAACAGAUGGAGGAGGAACCAGUGCAGGUGAAGAGACAAAAGGUUCUGGAGCGCUGCAAGUUCUGGCCCGCAUGUAAGAGUGGAGACGAGUGUGUGUAUCACCAUCCUACAACACAGUGCAAGACGUUUCCCAGCUGUGUGUAUGGAGAGAAGUGUCUGUUCAUCCAUCCUAACUGUAAAUACGACAGCAAGUGUUCCAAACCCAGCUGUCCGUACACACACGUCAGCCACAGAGCCCUGCUGCAGCCUCCCAAACCAGAGCUCGGCGUGCUGGAUGGACAGGCCACGCCCACAAGAGACAAGCGUGAACAGAGAGCAAAUAAUGCUCCUCCUCAGUCCAGCAGUGUGUGUCGUUUCUUCCCGGAGUGUAAGAGGACAGACUGUACCUUCUAUCAUCCUAAACUAUGUCGCUUUGCAGCACACUGUCACCGUGCAGGAUGCACCUUCUACCAUCCACCAGCCUCCGUACCACCCAGACAUGCCCUCAAGUGGACUAAAGCUCAGGCCAGCUGAAACGGACAUGCGGCUUCAUCAUUCCUGUCUGUAGAGCCUGAUCACCACUGAACCUCAGGAGCCUGUUUUUUUUUUUUUAAUUAUUAUUCUCAAUUCUAUGUUUUGAUUGUUUUUAAAAAAAAACUGGAUUUUUUUUUUGUAGAUUGCCUCAUUCUGGCAUUAAAAGAUGAUGAAUAAAAUGAUUGUGGGCAUGUUGGA